This is a messenger RNA of Arachis duranensis, 1667 nucleotides long. RefSeq lists its product as uncharacterized. The record is from RefSeq and is a predicted model, not a curated record. The coding region runs from base 219 to 1667 and encodes 482 amino acids. The transcript has 7 exons. NCBI's taxonomy places the organism in Eukaryota, Viridiplantae, Streptophyta, Magnoliopsida, Fabales, Fabaceae.
CUGAAAUUUUAAAUUAGAUAAGCCACCGCCCAGCAAAUCCUUAUUUUUUCCCUAAUACCAAUAAUCCUUAUUGGAGCUUGCUUCGUCAACGUCCAGUACCUCUCUUCCACGUCCGUCUCUGCGGUGUGCCAACUUCCUGGAAUCCCUUCCCUCGCUGUCCGAUACUCGGUGGUUCCUCUCUUACCCUCAAACUAGUCAUCCCGCUGGAGUUGGGAAAGAUGCCUCGGGUAGGUCGUUUCACGAAGAAAGCCCGUAUAGACAGUGCAUGUCAACAGCCUCAAGUGGGAGGUAAUGCAGCUUCAACUUCCCAGAGAGCGGACUGCCCAAUUCUACCAUCCAAUUCUAGUGCCCCCACCUCCUCAUCUUUGCGCCCCUUUCGUCCGCCCCGAACCGAACCACUGCCUGCUCCACAAGCUUCCAUGAAUGAUGUUCAAAACUCGGAGCCGGACGCCGAAGAGGUAGACCAGGAAGCAGAUGAGGUAGAUUCUCUUGACCAACAUGUUGAUAACCUUCUUGCUGCACAGAAUGCUCAGAAGCGCAAGGGACGCAAGACCACAGAAUUUUGGGAUGUUAAAACAAUUGAAUCCGAUGGCACAAUCAAACAGGUCAAACUGAGUGUGAAGGAAGCUAUGAAGCCACCUAACGGAAGAAAGGUCGUACUCAGGUUUAACAAUGCACUGCAACCAGUUGGGGAUGAAGCAGGUCUACUGAGCGGCGUUAUGGGACUGCUAGGAUCUGACUACACCAAAUUCCCAAUUCACGAGAGGGACUGGAGAAAGGAAAUGUUCCAUUUUGAAGAAGAUAGUAGAGGAAUUAUAAAAGGUAUAAUAUCCAAGAUGCUAGGAAGGGCUUGGAAGGAAACAAGAAACAGAUUAUACCAUCGCUACUAUGACGCAGAACUUUCACUUGCAGCAAAUAUUGAAAACCGCCCAGAUGGAAUUACUGCAGACCAUUGGAAAAGAUUUCUCGAUUAUCGCAACAGCGAAGAGACACAGGAUAAGUGUAAGAAAAAUGCCGAGAAUCGAUCAAAGCAGCUUUACACCCACACUGGUGGAUCGAAAAGCUUGGCAAGGCUCGGAGAAGAAGAGUCGGAACGACAAGGGAGGAUAGUUAGUAGAGGAGAGUUGUAUCUCUUAACGCACAAAAAAACCAAUGGCUCCUAUAUCCAUGAUGCAGCUCGCGCUAUUGGAGAAAGAAUUGAGGCUAUUGAGCAAGGCGAUGAAUCUUCUAGACUGUUAUCCCAGAAUGAUUCGCUUGCUCAAGCUCUCGGAAGAGAGCGCCCGGGUAGGGUGCGUGGAAUGGGGUUGGGACCGACUUCUAGUCAAGUCUUCGGUAUGAAUUCCAAUCAACAGAGCAAUGGUUUUGAAAGGGAGGAGACCCAAAGGGUGCUGCUUGAACUGCAAGCAGAGUUGCCAGCAGAGAAAUUGAAAAGGAAGGCAGUGGAGGAUGAAGUAGUAGUCGAGAAGACCAAAAGACAGGCAGUGGAGGAUGAAGUAGCAGCCGAGAAGACCAAAAGACAGGCAAUGGAGGAUGAAGUAGCAGCUGGGAAGGUCAGGAUGCAGGCAAUGGAGAGUGCUUUGAUAUGUCUACUUCAAGGGCAAGGUAGGAAGCUGCCAUCAGACGUCGCAACAUGGAUGAGUGCGUUGGAGGGACAAAAUAGAAAGUAG